CCUUGUUUAUCGCCUUGUCCACAUCCCACUAAGCGCUACGGAAAUAAUCUCCAUCGUUUAAUGGCGCUCUCGUUGUACAUUCAAAACCAUCGAUAGCGGCGAUAUAACACACACUGUGCCCAACCAAGGCCACACAUUUGGAGCUGUGCUCGUCUUUGGAGGAUUAAAGCGCGAUGAUGGCGUCCAGCUAUAACGCGAAGGAGGAGGACGGUCAUCAUCCGGGAUUGGUGGGCUCCGGCGGCCCGGGCGCCGUCAAGAGCAAGAAGCCGGACAACACGGCCUUUAAACAGCAGCGUUUGCCCGCUUGGCAGCCCAUCCUGACUGCAGGCACCGUCCUGCCAGCCUUCUUCAUGAUCGGACUCAUCUUCAUCCCCAUCGGCAUCGGACUAUUCGUCACCUCCAAUAACAUCAAAGAGUUUGAAAUCGACUACACUGGUGUCGACAUGUCCAGUCCGUGUUACAACUGUGCGCAGAACUACAGCUGGAACAGCACUAGUGUGUGCACUUGCACUGUUCCCUUCACACUGGACCAGCCUUUCGAGAGUAAUGUUUUCAUGUAUUAUGGACUCUCCAACUUCUAUCAAAACCACAGACGUUAUGUCAAAUCCAGAGAUGACAGUCAGCUGAAUGGAGACAAAAGCUCUUUACUGAAUCCGAGUAAAGAGUGUGAACCGUAUCGAACAAGUGACAGGAAGCCCAUUGCUCCUUGUGGCGCCAUUGCUAACAGUCUCUUCAACGAUACACUGGAGCUGUUUUAUAUCCAUCCAAACGGAAGCAAAAUCGGCAUUCAUCUGGUGAAGACAGGCAUUGCGUGGUGGACUGACAAACACGUCAAGUUCAGAAACCCAGGAGGAAGCAACAACAACCUCUCCGUUGUUUUCCAAGACACCAGCAAACCUGUAAACUGGCGUAAGGCUGUCUACGAGCUGGACCCGACUGAUCCUGAGAACAACGGUUUCGUCAACGAGGACCUGAUCGUGUGGAUGAGAACCGCUGCUCUUCCCACAUUCAGGAAACUGUAUCGCAUCAUUCAGAAGAAGAAGGACACCAUGACCCCAACACUACCGCCGGGAAACUACAGCCUGGAGGUCGCCUACAAUUACCCUGUGCGUAGCUUCGACGGCCGCAAGCGCGUGAUCCUCAGCACCAUCUCCUGGAUGGGGGGCAAGAACCCGUUUCUGGGGAUCGCCUACAUCACAGUGGGCUCGGUGUGCUUCUUCCUGGGGGUCGUCCUGCUGAUCAUCCACCACAAAUACGGCAACCGUAACAACAAUGCUGACAUUCCCAAUUAAAGGCGCAUUGUGUGUGUGAGGAGUCCAGCAUGGUGGAAACACACUGGUCAACACAGCCACUGCUUGCUGAGUUCUUGUGUAUGCACUGGCCGUUUUUGAAUUAUACUUUUGUUUUCCAAGCACACCAAAGCUUUAUAUUGUAAAUAAGAGCAGGUUCUUCAGUGCGACGGAGUUGAAUUUUCCACAUGAAGUAUUUGGGGGUGAGGACAGUAUAUGAGCAGAGUUACUGACUGAUGUGUUUUCAUAUAAUAGCACUGAAUCUGGCUAAAUCCUACAGAAUAAUGUCCACAUCCAUGUUUUCCCCAAAUCAAAAUAGAUUAGCAUUCAGAGUUUUUAGAAGAAGAAAGUCUCUUCAGCUCAUCGAGCCUACAUUUAUUUGAUCCCAAGCAUUUUUGGGGGUAACGCAUUACAAGUAACAGGAGUUACGUAAUAAUAUUACUUCUCUAAGUAACUAGUAAAGUAACAAAUCACUUUAAAGAAAUAAGUAAUGAUAUUAAGGGCAUCCACUGUGUAAAAACAUGCUGGAUAAGUUGGCGGUUCAUUCCACUGGGGCGACCCCAGAUUAAUAAAGGGACUAAGCUGAAAAGAAAAUGAAUAAAUGAAUAUUAAAUUGUUGAAUUAAAAUUAGAGUGAUCAAUGAAUCACGCAGUCAAAGAGAGAAUGUGCUUAUUAUUUUGAACACAUCGAAGAACAGGAAAAGGGAGUGUAGUCUCAAUGGACAGUGAGUUUACUUAAGACAAAUAGUACAAUAGUAGCAAGCACAUUGCUUUAAACAUUCAUUAAUCUUGAUAUAUGGCAUGUGUAGCUCUGGGGUCAGGAGUUCUCCGAUAACAUUAUCCUAAAAUAUUAUGUUUUAUUUAACACAUUAUUUUAUAUUAUGUGUCUUUUUAAAGGUAAAUGAAGGUUAUACAGUGCACUGUUAAUUGGAAAGCUCCUCAAUAAAAAAAGAAAGAAAAUUUAACAAGUUUUGAAAGAGAUCAAGCUUCAGCCAGGUAAUAAAAGUAACGUAACGCAUUACUUACCAUAGAAAGUAACUAAGUAACGUAGCUAGUUACUUUUUUUUUUGGAGGGGGGGACUCAAUAUUGUAAUGCAUUUCUUUCAAAAGUAACUUUCCCCAACACUCAUCCCAAGUACAGCAAAAAUAGUACAGUUCUGAAAUAUUUUACCUAUUUAAAAUAAACGCUUUCUGUUUGAAUAUAUUUUAAAAUCUUGUUUAUUUCUUUGAUUUCUAAGCUGUGUUUUUAGCAUCAUUAUUCCAGUCAUGUUAUUUUAUUUUUUCAGCUUUUUUUGAUGAAUAGAAAGUUCAUAAAAACAACAUUUAUUUGAAAUAAAAAUCAUUUGGGACAUUAUAAACAUCUUUAUUAUUGUUUGUGAUCAAUUUAAAGCAUAAUUGCUAAAUAAAAGUGUUAAUUUCUAUCAUUUCUCUACCAAGAAGCAAAGAUACCGACUCUUACAGAAGCUAUCGAAUGCUGUAGUGUUUCAUGUUACACAAUCGGCUUUAUUUCAGAUUAAUUCGGGUCUCUGGAAUAUUUUUUCAUUGAAGAAUCCUGAAAAAAAAAAGACUGAAUAAUUUUAAUGUUUAUUAUGAUGAAUGAUAGUAAUAAAAGUUUCUUGAUCAGCAAAUCAGAAUUUUAGGAUGAAUUCUGAAGCAUGCAUAAUGAUGCUAAAAUAUUCAGCUUUUUUAGAUUCAUUUUUUUAACAUUUUGUAACAUUUAAAGGUAAAAUAGUUUUUCAAAUAGUAAAAGUCAUCCAUAUUUUAACUUUUUAGUGCACUUUGGAUCAAAUAAAUGCAUGUUUGGUGAGCAGAAAACAAGAAAUCUUACUGCUAAUACUUUUGACAAGUAGUAUA
Molecule: messenger RNA, 3142 nt
Organism: Danio aesculapii
Lineage: Eukaryota; Metazoa; Chordata; Actinopteri; Cypriniformes; Danionidae
Gene: cdc50aa
Product: transmembrane protein 30Aa
Exons: 7
Coding region: 174-1292 (372 amino acids)
Biological process (GO): phospholipid translocation
Cellular component (GO): endoplasmic reticulum; Golgi apparatus; plasma membrane
Source: RefSeq, a predicted model, not a curated record